Molecule: messenger RNA, 1199 nt
Organism: Piliocolobus tephrosceles (Ugandan red Colobus)
Lineage: Eukaryota; Metazoa; Chordata; Mammalia; Primates; Cercopithecidae
Gene: RAB32
Product: RAB32, member RAS oncogene family
Exons: 3
Coding region: 174-851 (225 amino acids)
Biological process (GO): phagosome-lysosome fusion; endosome to lysosome transport
Cellular component (GO): lysosome; Golgi apparatus; late endosome
Molecular function (GO): GTPase activity; GTP binding
Source: RefSeq, a predicted model, not a curated record
GAGCACUGGCAGGUUCCGGGUCCUGUGACUGGUCAGGCGGCGUCAGCGGGCGCGGCGGAGGGCGGGCCGGCCUCGGGGGAGUUUCCGCGGCCGCCGGGGGCGGGGCGGGAGAGCGCGAGGCCGGGCGGGAGGCCAGACUCGGAGCCCUGGCGCGCCGGACAGCCGCAGGGCUCAUGGCGGGCGGGGGAGCUGGGGACCCUGGCCUGGGGGCGGCUGCCGCCCCGGCGCCCGAGACCCGCGAGCACCUCUUCAAGGUGCUGGUGAUCGGCGAGCUUGGAGUGGGCAAGACCAGCAUCAUCAAGCGCUACGUCCACCAGCUCUUCUCCCAGCACUACCGGGCCACCAUUGGGGUGGACUUCGCCCUCAAGGUCCUCAACUGGGACAGCAGGACUCUGGUGCGCCUGCAGCUGUGGGACAUCGCGGGGCAGGAGCGAUUUGGCAACAUGACCCGAGUAUAUUACAAGGAAGCUGUUGGUGCUUUUGUAGUCUUUGAUAUAUCAAGAAGUUCUACAUUUGAGGCAGUCUUAAAAUGGAAAAGUGAUCUGGAUAGUAAAGUUCAUCUUCCAAAUGGCAGCCCUAUCCCUGCCGUCCUCUUGGCUAACAAAUGUGACCAGAACAAGGACAGUAGCCAGAGUCCUUCCCAGAUGGACCAGUUCUGCAAAGAACAUGGCUUCGCCGGAUGGUUUGAAACCUCUGCAAAGGAUAACAUAAACAUAGAGGAAGCUGCCCGGUUCCUAGUGGAGAAGAUUCUUGCAAACCACCAAAGCUUUCCUAAUGAAGAAAACGAUGUGGGCAAAAUUAAGCUAGAUCAAGAGACCUUGAGAGCAGAGAGCAAAUCCCAGUGUUGUUGAUAGGGCUUCUGCUUCUCUUGUGUGUGCCUCAGCUCUGAAGAAGUUCCUGAGAAUGGGUUACGGAUGUCAUGUUAGCUGUGAGUCUUCCCACAGGUGGCACUUCAAAAGGCAGCACCACUGGGUGCCUGCACUUAUUUGAAAAUGGAACUUUGGGAGAAGUAUCCCUGCCAAUGGCUCUGUAACUUAACAGAUGACAAUUAGGCUUUUGUCAUUGUCGCCAUCAUAUGGAAGAUAAUGUUUACAUCCUUUUAAACAUCUUUUUAUAUGACAGUUCCUUAGGAUUUGGUAAGCCUUCCAAGUUGUAGCUUUUAAUGUAAGUGCUGGGGUGGUAAUAAAAUGUUACCUCCA